Molecule: messenger RNA, 1587 nt
Organism: Rasamsonia emersonii CBS 393.64
Lineage: Eukaryota; Fungi; Ascomycota; Eurotiomycetes; Eurotiales; Trichocomaceae
Exons: 2
Coding region: 1-1587 (528 amino acids)
Biological process (GO): transmembrane transport
Cellular component (GO): fungal-type vacuole membrane
Molecular function (GO): transmembrane transporter activity
Source: RefSeq, a predicted model, not a curated record
AUGACAUCAAACGUUGACAGUCCUGACCUGUUGAAGGGACAUGAUGGAAAGCUCGACGAGCGCGUGGACAGCACAGCUCCGUCGUCCCUUCAGGCGUCUGCUCCCAGUCAAAAUGACACCGAACACAACUUGGCCAUGAGCGACGCAAUAGCUUCUCCUGUGACUGCACCUAGGGACGAAGCUGACCCUGAGAAGGCCCUCGAUGAGCCUGGACGCCGUUCUUCCACCUCCUCUGCUGAAACCCAGCCAGAUGGCUCCUCCCUCAUGAAUCCUGCCAGUCGGGUAUUGACCGACCCCUACGGAAAUACAUACCCUGAAGGCGGCUUGAAGGCCUGGCUGGUUGUUUUCGGCAGCUUCAUGGGCCUCUUUGGCUCCCUCGGUCUGGUCAACACGGUCGGGACCUUCCAGGCUUACCUGUCGACCCAUCAGCUGCAGGAUUACAGUGACGGAAGCGUUGGCUGGAUUUUCGGGGUCUAUGCGUUCUUGACUUUCUUCUGUGGUGUUCAGGUCGGCCCCAUUUUCGAUGCCAAAGGGCCUCGGCUUCUGAUUCUACCUGGUUCUAUUCUCGUCGUGGUGUCCAUGGCUAUCGUGGGAUUCUGCUCCCAGUACUGGCACUUCAUGGUAGUUCUGGGAAUCGUAAACGGCAUUGGUACGUCGCUGAUAUUCACGCCUGCUGUCGCUGCGGUUGGCCACUUUUUCUACAAACGACGAGGUGUGGCUACAGGAAUGGCGGCAACGGGGGGUUCGAUUGGCGGUAUCGUGUUUCCACUCAUGCUGGACAGCCUCUUCCCCAAGAUUGGCUUUGCAUGGGCUACGCGUGCGGUGGCCCUAGUAUGCCUCGUUCUGGUAGGCACUUCAUGCAUCCUCGUCAGGUCUCGUCUCCCACCGAAACCUGCCUCGAAGGAGAACAUGCUGCCCGACUUUCGUAUCUUCAGAGAUCCGGUCUUUACUCUCACGACCGCCGGCAUAUUCUUCAUCGAAUGGGGCCUCUUUGUCCCACUCAGCUACAUCUCAUCAUACGCAUUGGCUCACGGAAUCUCGCCUUCAUUUUCCUACCAACUCCUCGCGAUUCUCAACGUCGGUUCUUUCUUCGGCAGGUGGAUUCCUGGAUAUUUCGCGGAUUUUGUUGGGCGUUUCAAUGGCAUCAUUCUAACAGUUUUGCUGUGCUUACUGUGCACAGCAUGUCUAUGGCUGCCUGCUGGCAGCAGCGUUGCACUGCUUGUCAUCUACGCGCUGUUGUUUGGGUUUUCCAGUGGCAGCAACAUUAGUCUGACGCCCGUGUGCGUGGGCCAGCUCUGCAAGACGGAAAAUUAUGGCCGGUAUUACGCCACAGCAUACACCAUUGUGAGUUUUGGCUUGCAACUAUUUCGCGGGGCUGCUGAGUUUCACCGCGGCGAAACUGCUGAAAGUGGGUUGGAAACGGCCUUGGGUAGUCUACUGACGACAAUUCAAUGUUUGCUUGAAAAAUCAACUACGAUGCUGUAUGAUGUAACUAUUCACCAUCAAAAUGUCGCCCUGGAAGGCUUCUUGCGACGUGCUGCAACGGUGUUGGACAUCACUCGCAGUAAUUUAUCUCGUACAACAUGA